AUGAAGGUGGUGUUCCUGACUCUCCUCUUUGGUCUCAUUUGUGGGGCCCAGGAAACUCCAGCUGAAAUAGACCCCUCAAAGGUCACAGGAGACUGGCGCACCAUUUAUGUGGCCGCGGAUAACAAGGAGAAGAUUGUGGAAGGGGGCCCACUGAGGUGUUAUUAUCGUCAGAUUGAAUGCAAAAAUGACUGCGAAUACCUCCUCAUUUCAUAUUAUGUCAAACUUGACGGCAGAUGCCAGUUUUUCUCGGAAGAGCUAAAGAGGCAAGAGGGAGGUAUUUACAUCAUAGAAUUCGCGGGUACAAAUUAUUUGCAAAUCAUUCAUGUAACAGACAACAUGCUGGUAUUUUAUUUUGAAAACGAUGAUGGACAGAAGAUCACAAAAAUAACUGAAGCUUCCGGCAGAGGAACCAGUUUCACUCAAGAAGAACUUCAGAAGUAUCAGGAGCUGAACAGUGAAAGGGGGAUUCCAAAUGAAAAUAUUGACAAUGUCAUCGAAACAGGUAAAGCCCCUCAGGAAAACAGCUAUCCGAAAUGA
Messenger RNA from Rangifer tarandus platyrhynchus (Svalbard reindeer), 537 nucleotides. NCBI's taxonomy places the organism in Eukaryota, Metazoa, Chordata, Mammalia, Artiodactyla, Cervidae. The record is from the annotation of a GenBank genome assembly.